UCGAGUACGCUUCAAUGAUAAGUCAAGUCUGGUGGUAAAAGGUUAUUUUUAUGCCGUCUUAUCGAUUAGUCGUCUCAACGUGUUCUUUAAGAGCAGUCAGCUUCAAUAAGUAAUCAAAAUUAAGCAUAACUCAUUGGGACAAAAUGUCGAUUGAAAAUUCUGCCCCCUUGUUUUAUAACUACUGGCCUCAGAUUUUGGCAUUAGUGGUGGUUUACUUUUCCGCAGUGUAUUUCAUAAAUUUAAAAAAUCCAGACAAGAAAUCUGAAUCGGAUAACAAGGAGAAAUCCAAGCAAAACCUGAAGAAAAAAUAUCAAACUCCUGACAGAGAAGCGGAAGUGAACGAAGAUGAUUUUGUGGAAGACAACGCCAUGAUGGCCAGCGCCCUUCCUGAUGACCUACAUCAUAUUCCUCUAACUACAUACAAGCGUUACUCCGAGCAGGAAAUGAUUAAGAGAUCAGUUGCAUUUUAUGAAGAAAUGAACAAUAGGCGAACAUUGAGAUUUUACUCCCAAGAGGACGUUCCAAAGGAGGUUAUCGAAAACAUAAUUAAGGCAGGAGGGACCUCUCCAUCAGGGGCGCAUACGGAACCUUGGACUUUUGCAUGUAUCUCGGACAAGAGUUUGAAGCAGUCAAUUCGAAAAGUAAUUGAAAAUGAGGAAGAAGUAAAUUACAAGAAACGAAUGGGGAAGCAGUGGACCUCUGAUCUGAGGCCACUCCGAACUGAUUGGCACAAAGAAUAUUUAACGGAUGCGCCGUACCUCAUUCUUGUUUUUAAACAAGUUUAUGGGUUCAAUCCAGAAAAUCCAGAAAAGAGAAUCAAUCAUUACUACAACGAAGAAAGUGUCUGCAUUGCUACAGGAAUACUCCUGGCUGCAAUUCAGCAUGCUGGUCUAGUCACUCUGACGAGCACGCCUCUUAAUUGUGGUCCUGCACUUCGAACUUUAUUGGGGAGGCCAAAAAAUGAAAAACUAGAGAUUCUACUGCCAGUUGGCUACCCUGCGCAUGGCGCAACUGUCCCUGACCUGAAGAGGAAGAAAUUAAACGAAAUUUCAGUUUGGCUUUGAAAUUCGUUGUUGCUUUAACUUAAUUAAAUUUUUUUUUUCUGACAAUUUUGUAAAUUUUAAUCCGCUAUCAAUAUGGCUUGUAACUUUUAAAUAUUUAUAUGAUUGAUUGACACUGAUGAAUGCUCGUAGUCAUCUCUGUGCAUGUAAAUUCCAGUAAAUUAUUCCAAUAUUAAUAUUGUUAUGCACUUAAAUGCGGAUUCUUAUAUACAUUGCGGAAUAUUUUAAUCAAUGAGAUUGAAAAUUAUUUUUUACUUCCUUAAAUCAAUAUUAUUAUCAUUAUUUCAGCAUAUAUACAGCAUUCACAUUGGAUGAAAUAAAUUUCUAAUAUAAAAGUA
Molecule: messenger RNA, 1399 nt
Organism: Folsomia candida
Lineage: Eukaryota; Metazoa; Arthropoda; Collembola; Entomobryomorpha; Isotomidae
Gene: Iyd
Product: iodotyrosine deiodinase 1
Exons: 5
Coding region: 144-1064 (306 amino acids)
Molecular function (GO): oxidoreductase activity
Source: RefSeq, a predicted model, not a curated record